Saccharomycodes ludwigii is the source of this 2697-nucleotide messenger RNA. It is a transcript of the gene PAT1, whose product is annotated as deadenylation-dependent mRNA-decapping factor PAT1. The coding region runs from base 1 to 2697 and encodes 898 amino acids. Lineage: Eukaryota; Fungi; Ascomycota; Saccharomycetes; Saccharomycodales; Saccharomycodaceae. Gene Ontology annotation, molecular function: RNA binding. The transcript has a single exon. Gene Ontology annotation, cellular component: P-body. The record is from RefSeq and is a predicted model, not a curated record. Gene Ontology annotation, biological process: P-body assembly; deadenylation-dependent decapping of nuclear-transcribed mRNA.
AUGUCUUUUUUUGGCUUUGAUACCUCUCGAGGUGAGAAACAGAAUUAUCAUAAUAAUAAUACUGAUAAAAACACUCCUUUGGAUUUCGAAGAAACUUAUAGAGGUUAUGGUGAAAAACAUAAAAAGUAUGGUAAUGACGAUGCAUAUGAUUUAUUAAAUAGUGAGACUUUUGGAGAUAGUGCUGUUCAAGAUCUAGAUACUGAUUUUGAUUUUGGUUAUUCUAACGAUAAUGUUCCUGCUACAACUACUACUAACAAUAAUAAUAAUAAUAAUAAUAAUAAUAAUACUAAUAAUAAUAACAAUAAUGUCUCGUAUGCUGCUAUUGCUUCUAAUGCUUCUAUCUCCACUCAUAAUCCGAACGUUGAAGUUUCUGAUAUUAAGCCUUUGGAUUUUUUAUGGGGUAACGCCAACACAAGAACUAGCCAACAAUCUCCUGUUGUUGAUACUGCUAUCCCCACUCCGAAUAAUUUGGUUGAAUCAAAAAAGGUUUUAUCUUUGGAAGAAAUUGAGGAACAAAAUCAAAUGUUUCAAAAACGACAUUUGGCUGCUGCUGCUGCCGCUGCUCAUGUAGGCCAUGUUUCUUCUAAUGGCAUUCCAAAUAAUCCUCAGCAAAAACAAAUUCCUGUUUUGCCUCAAUUUAACCAGCAAUUUGCUGGUAUUCCUGGUUAUCCGUUUAUGCCAAUGAUGCAGAGUCCACUACCACCACAAAUUAUGCAACCUCCUCCUAUGACACCUUCACAUCAUAAUUCUCAGCAAUUACAACAAAAUCCCCACCUUAUUCAAGUGCCAUCAUCAUCAUCUGCACUUUCCAAUGCCCCAGAUAUUAUUAAUGGGGCUGAUAACAAUCUUGGACCUUCUAAUUUACCCAAUAUUCAGAUGAAUUCUCCUAAUUUAGCCAAUGUUCAGAUGACUCCUCCUAAUAUACCACACCAAAUCUUGCCUUCAUUAGAUCCACUUACUCAGCAACCUCGUUAUAUUACUAGUAAUAACAAUAAUAAUAAUAAUAACAGUGAUAAUAAUAAUAAUAAUAAUAAUAAUAAUAAUAAUAAUAAUAAUAAUAAUAAUAAUAAUAAUAAUAGUAAUAGUAAUAAUAAUAAUAAUAAUAUUGGUGGUAACAACAACAUUCGUCAGCCACUAACCGAAGAGGAAGUUCGUAAAUUCCAGAUUCGCCAAAGCAAAGUUGAUAAGAUUUUAAAAAACUCAGGCGUUAUGACACCCAGAGAUAAAGAUUUUAUUACCCGUUUUCAAUUAUCCAAGAUUGUUACUGAGGAUCCUUAUAAUGAAGACUUUUAUUUCCAAGUUUAUAAGAUUAUUCAACAUGGUGAAACAAAAACUAAUAAAGAUUUGAUUGCACGUGCCUAUUUAGAGCAUUCUGGUCACAGAUUAGGUGGCCGUUAUAAAAGAACUGAUGUUGCCUUGCAAAGAAUGCAAUCACAAGUGGAAAAAGCAGUGACUGUUGCUAAAGAAAGACCAUUAAAAUCGAGAAAUCAUGUUUUAGACAAGGAAGGCGUUUUGGGGAAGGUUUCUUCUACUUUAAAUAGCAAUGCCCCUCGUAAAAGAUUAACCAUUCCUUCGUCACCUGCCAAUACUGUGUGCAAUACUGAUGAGGUUACUGAUAUGUUAAAUAAAGUCAACAUUGGUAAUGGUAUUUUGUCAAAUAAUGAUAAUAGCAGUAGCAGCCUGGGAAGGGGAUCAAACUUUGGCUUUGGUUCAUCUGACAACUUGGUUUCUGAUGUGAAUGUUCACUCCCGUAAAAUGAUUUUAAACUUAAUUGAAAACGUUUACGAUGAGGUUUUGGAAUUGGAAGCACAAUUGAGAAAUGGUCAAAAAGUUGAUACAACCUCAUUAUUCAAUUUGCUAAACUCGCAACCAACUGCGGAAGAGGGAAUCACCACCAAUAAUACUACUAAUACUACUACUACUACUUCGGUUACCACUAGUCCUUUUAUCUCCUUGUUAUCUUAUGACAAAGGUGUUAAGAUUGUUCCUCGUAUUUUUAAUUUCCUAAACAAAGAGCAAAAAUUACAAUUAUUGUUUAAAUUUUUUUCUCAACUAAGCCAUUUGGAUACCAUUGUUAUUUCCUCGUAUAAAACUAAUCCUCAUUUGACCAGCACCCAAAUUAAAAAAAUUGAUCUAUUCCAAAGUAUUUUUUUGAAGAUUAUUGUUUCAUUUUUGAGUAAUAGUGCUGAAUUUUUGGAAGUUAUUGGAUUAUUGGUUUGUCUACUAAAAAAUAACAAUGUAUCAUAUAUAUCUACAUCUAGAAUUGGAUUGAACUUGAUAACAGUUUUAAUAAGUAGGGCAGCUUUAAUUAAACAAGAUAAUAAUAGAACUAUAUCCACGCAAGAAGUUUCUACCUGGAAUGAAGUUUAUGAUAGAUUAUUUACUAGUUUAGAAACAAAAUUAGAGUUAGUUUUUCCACCAUCGUCAUAUUAUGAGGGUGAAAAGGAAGAACAAUCGGAUCAGGCUUAUAUCUGGCAGUUUUUAGCAAGUUUGGCCUUGAGUGGUAAAUUAAAUCACCAACGUAUUAUCAUUGAUGAAAUUAGAGAUCAAAUCUUUGGUACAAUUAAAAAAGCUGACGAAUUGGGCAGCAAUGGAAGUAAUAGCUAUUUGAGGGAUAAAUUGUAUCAAGAUUUGAAUUUAUUUUUGAAUGUUAUGGGAUUGGUUGCUAGAGAUGGUGAAAUUGGUGAAUUAAAAUGA